CUCUUUAAACUAAAUCCUUAUCUCGCGUGAAUGCGUUUGUGAUUUAUAGGUUGAAAAAGUAAGCCCCGCCCUCGUGGGCAAGCCCCUCGCAGCGAUUAUAUUAACGCCAGCCGGUGCGUUCUGUUCUCCCAUGAGGACUUUUUAACCUAUUGGAAGUGAUAAGUCUCGUUUCUUUCAUACCGCUGACUGAGACUAAACACUUUUCUUCUGAAAGUGUUUUUUUUUUCAAAACAAACAACAGAGUCUUUUAACGAAAAAAAAAAAAACUGCUCAUCUUAAAGGGACAGAGGCACCUGACAAUGAAGUUGGAGGUUUUCUCUGCGAGUCGCAAGCCGCUGAACCUGUGCAAUGACAUGGAUGUGGACAUGGCUUCACCGUUGUCCACCGAGGAGGAAUUGGGCUCUGAUGGAGACUGCUCUGCUAACAGCCCACAACCUAGUGCCCCCAUUUCUGACGGGAAGGCAAAGCCAUAUACGCGUCGACCCAAACCACCAUACUCAUACAUCGCGCUCAUUGCAAUGGCCAUACGCGAUUCCACCACCGGCCGCCUCACACUUGCUGAAAUAAACGACUACUUAAUGAAAAAAUUCAAUUUUUUUCGGGGCAGCUACACCGGCUGGAGAAACUCCGUACGACAUAACCUGUCAUUAAACGACUGUUUUUUAAAAGUGCUACGGGACCCCUCGCGUCCAUGGGGAAAAGACAACUAUUGGAUGUUGAACCCGCACAGCGAGUACACAUUCGCAGACGGUGUUUUCCGCAGGAGGAGAAAGCGCAUCAGUAAGAAGAUCCUGAACCACUCGGAAUGUCAGGGGCGCGCACCUGCGGAUGACAGCCGGCUCCCAGCGCGCGACGAAAGCACUUGUUCUAAAUUUUCCAGCUCUUUCGCCAUAGAAAGCAUCCUCAAUAAACCGUUUAUGCAGAGGCAGCGAAGCACGGAGGGCGCGUGUUUCGGUACCAGGACAAUGUUGUCCGCAGCGCCGCACUUUCUGCCAGUUUUCAUGAGCUAUCCGUCAUCCACCGUGACUCAUGUGCCGCAGACCGGAUUUCAGCUCAGUUCUGAGGUGUCGCAUGCCUUUCCAGUCUACCGGUGUGAUACGACAGACAUUACUAACAUCGGUGGCAUGCCGGACAUUCCGAAUUCCCUUCCGGGUUUGGCACACUCUCACUCUGCUGAACAAGGCUACCCCUUCAGAAUUGACUCUCUGCUGUCGUGAAAUAACAAGGGAACAAGUGAACCUAUCCACUCUUAAAAAUAAAGGUUCCAAAAAGGGGUGUUCCCCAGCAAUGCCAUAGAAGAUCCAUUUUUGGUUCCCCAAACAACCUUUCAGUGAAAGGUUCUCAUAAGAAGCAUUUUGAAUAACCUUUUUCAAAUCUAAUGAACAUUUUCCCAUUAUUACGAACAUUUUGUGCAUUGGGAAGAUUCCAUUCAUUGGGAAGAUUCCACAGACGUUAACGGUUCUAUAUGGAACCGUAUACGUGCUGAUAAAGAACCUUUAUUUAUAAGAAUGUACGGACAGUCACAUGCACUCAAACACACCAAUUAUGUGCACUUUCUUCUUUUAAAUGGUGUGAAAUUAUUUUUGUGUUGUUAUCGUGAUUUACGCGCAUGCGCAAAGAAUGCAUACCUACUGCUGUGCUGCAUGUUUGCUCUUUAGAUGUCUUCAUAGAUGAAUCAAUGUCGCACCAGUGUACAGUGUUUACUGACUCCAUGUUCAUUUCUUGUAAACGAUGGCAUAAUCAUGCCAGCAAUUACCGAAUAUGUUUUUUAAAUGUAGACUGGUUAUUUGUGAAACUGUGUGUUUCCUGUUUUAUUUGCAAUGAUAAGACUAUGCUCAGUCAGGUUGACAAUAUGCCAGUUACCUACAGGUGUAGCCUACAUUUGUCAAUAAAGGAAAAUAUGUGUGAGAACAAAAGCAUUUUCCAUUCUUGUUGCGUAACCGUGUCACUCAACUAAUUCGUCAUUAGACACGUCACUCUUCAACCUGUUCAGUCACAAACUUGUUUAUCUUACUCCGUGUCACGUGCACUCUAAAAAAAAGAUUUUGGCUGCUUGAUCAGUUUACUUAAUUAAUAUAAAUUAGCACAACGCAAUUUUAGAACACUAUGUCACAAUUUAAUUUCAUUCCAUUAUAUCCAUUUAAAUUUGUAAAAUGGAAGUUUACUUAAUCCAUUUGAGUUUGGACUACAUUAAUACAUUCUGUGGAGUUAUUGUAGCAUUGAUUAAACUAGGCAGGGGGUAUUUAUGUUAAUUUUAUUUAUGUUUGCAUGGGACUGGAUGGGAAGAACAAGUGUUGAAAUGAAGUGUUAUUUUAUGCAUUUUUGAGCGAGAUGGGAAUAUAGGUUUUGUUAAUGUUUAAUGUUCUAUAAUAUUGCUAUAUAAAAAGAGUGUCUAAUGUAUAUUAUGCUGGAGUUUUGGGCGUUACCAUUGUGGUGAAUUUGAUUUGAGUGCCGCUAGUUGCUAUUGAAUUGAUGUCCUUACAC
This is a messenger RNA of Xyrauchen texanus (razorback sucker), 2484 nucleotides long. Its product is annotated as forkhead box protein Q1-like. Gene Ontology annotation, molecular function: RNA polymerase II cis-regulatory region sequence-specific DNA binding; DNA-binding transcription factor activity, RNA polymerase II-specific. The transcript has a single exon. Gene Ontology annotation, biological process: cell differentiation; regulation of transcription by RNA polymerase II; anatomical structure morphogenesis. NCBI's taxonomy places the organism in Eukaryota, Metazoa, Chordata, Actinopteri, Cypriniformes, Catostomidae. The record is from RefSeq and is a predicted model, not a curated record. The coding region runs from base 300 to 1217 and encodes 305 amino acids.